AAACGGUCCGACGCACUGGAGUCUUCACGAUCCCCCAAACACGCCGGGGCCCCCCUGAGUCAGCUGCUAAAAAAGACACGCCUUGAUUCGCUGCUGGCCUCGUGCCCAAGCGCUUGUUCGUUGAAAUAUCCAGACAAAAAAGAAGCGCCGCUUGGCAUUGUGCGCAAUCUUAACGCGACUACACUACGGCGAGUGCAUUGCCAGUCUUGGCCUCGACAGCCCGUCUUGACUUGGAUGCUCGUCUACCUGAGGGUAUUGCGCCAAGCCCCAUUACCAGACGGCAGAUACCUGUCCACGCACGCCUUUGAGUAUUUUCGGUCUUACGCAGUCACACUGCCACGCACCGCAGCCUGUCCCCCCGGGGCGCCGUCGGGCUUAUUGCACGCUCACCUGUCAUGGAACAUGGAAGGGGGAUGCAUCUUAGCGGUGGUUAGUAGCACGAGCUUACCCCAAUUCUCCCCCCGGGCGUACAAGCAGUACGUAUGCCAGCACUGUCACUUCUUACUCUCGUAUCCGCAUCAGCGCCUAGUGUUCCGUGACCGGCGAUCUGGACAGCCCGGCUUUGGUCAUCGCAAAAGCCAGAUCCGUUGCCCGCACCUCUAGGCCUUGGUGCUUACCAAGUGGCUGGCUUUUGCUUUCCGUCUCUUUGUCCCCGCACCCAAUCAACUUCCUACGACUGUGUAGACGGCGAAGUGAUUGGUACCUCCCAUCAAGGGAAUAUUACAUUGGCUCCAAGUCGGCGAUUGUCUCACUAGCCGACUGUCAAGAGACGGGACAGACGAAACAGCGCCUCUUGUCAACCGUAUUCCAGGCACCAGAUCUCUUUCAGGAUAAGUCACCAACUAUCGUGUUGCCGGGUGUUGGGCAUACUGUCUUCCCCGCCUAUUCUUACAGUGUGUCAUAUAUCCCGCCUCGUCAAGCCAUCUGCCUCAACAAUCGAACCACUUCCAAAACGGCUCAA
Molecule: messenger RNA, 961 nt
Organism: Exserohilum turcica Et28A
Lineage: Eukaryota; Fungi; Ascomycota; Dothideomycetes; Pleosporales; Pleosporaceae
Exons: 1
Source: RefSeq, a predicted model, not a curated record